GUUUAUGGCCCCUGUUAGAGUGUAAAGUCCUCCUGUUGGAGCCACACACGUCAGAUUAGCAAGAAGUAACAGAAGGAGAGAGACCUGGGCUCCAUCAGCCAAAACCUGGUUCUGAUUUCACCCCGUGAAGGCUUCAUCGACAGGAAACCUCGGCCCCUGAGAUCCUCCUACGUUUUAAAAAGCAAACCUUCACCGUCUUUAAACAAUUUGUAGGAUUUCAACCGAAGUAGUUCUCUGGAAACGUUGCCAUCAUGUCGACGGCUGUGGAAGCAACCGGGUUCAUCAUGAGCAUAAUCGCUUGGCUGCUGACUGGAACCGCUCUGGUCAACGACUACUGGAAGAUUUCCACCGUGUCGGGCAGCGUCAUCAUCUCCCAGAGGCAGUUUGAAAACUUGUGGCACUCCUGCGCCGAGAACAGCGGCGGCAUCGCCGAGUGCCGAGACUUUGAGUCCUUACUCGCCCUUCCUGCUCACGUUCAGGCGUGUCGGGCCAUGAUGAUCAUCUCUCUGCUGCUCGGCCUCGGCUGCAUGAUCGUGUCUCUGCUGGGACUCAAGUGCAUCAAGAUCGGCUCCACCACCGACCAAUCCAAGGCCAAGAUCGCCACCACCGGAGGCAUCCUGAGCAUACUUGGUGGUCUGUGCUGCAUGAUAGCUGUUUCCUGGUACGCCUUCAGAGUCGUGCAGGACUUCAACGACCCGUUCUUCGGUGGGGUGAGGUUUGAGCUGGGUACCGGUCUGUACAUAGGAUGGGGCGGAGCCAGUCUGUCUAUUCUGGGCGGAGCUCUCCUCUGCAGUGCCUGCAAGAGAGCGUCACCUGGAGGCAAGAAAGGCGGUUAUUACGGAAGCCAGCCUCAGAAAGUCUACACAGCUACAGCCAAGUCAGAAUCAGAUGCCCGAGCUUACGUCUAACACACCCCGUCAUACUUCCUGUUUCAGGACAUUUCAUCAGCUCACAGUGAAUAUCUGAAGGCCCGACUUUCACCUGAUUUAUGUUGACUAAUAAAAACAAAGUUUUAACCCCUGAUGAAGCUGUUUUUUUUAAAAAGGGGAGCAGCUGUUUUUCAUAGCCUGAUUUCAGAAUAAAAAACAAACAUAUUAUUCCCUCUGGUGUCAUCAGCAGUCCGACCAGUUUCCAACCAACAAGAAGUAGCUCUUUCUCUGUCCUUUUUAAAAUAUGUGCUUGUUUUUUAAGAGUUUUUGUGGCUAAAUCAUAAAUUUUGAAUCUUAAUACGUGAUGGUGUGAAGAUGAUUGUUAAUGAUUCUCUAAAUAAAGUGUUUAUUUCACAAAAAGA
Notolabrus celidotus (New Zealand spotty) is the source of this 1291-nucleotide messenger RNA. It is a transcript of the gene cldn15la, whose product is annotated as claudin 15-like a. NCBI's taxonomy places the organism in Eukaryota, Metazoa, Chordata, Actinopteri, Labriformes, Labridae. Bases 252 to 908 code for a protein of 218 amino acids. Gene Ontology annotation, cellular component: plasma membrane; bicellular tight junction. The transcript has 5 exons. The record is from RefSeq and is a predicted model, not a curated record. Gene Ontology annotation, biological process: cell adhesion; bicellular tight junction assembly. Gene Ontology annotation, molecular function: structural molecule activity.